AUGCCGCCGUACCGCCCGCUGUCGCUCCCCCGCGUGCCGCUCGCGCAGCAGCUGACGGCGAACCUGAUCCCCGAUCCUGUGACGCCAGCGCCUGCGGCCCUCGUGGCGACGCCCAUCUCGUUCCCGUCGCUGCUGCGCCGCUCGCGCGCCGUGCGCGAUGGCGCACACUUCUCGUAUGUGUCGCCGCUGCCGCUGCCGUUCCCGUACGACAUCCCCGUGGAUGCGCAGGGCGACCGGAACGAGCAGAUCGAGCAGGUGCUCCGGACGUACGAGGCGCCCGUGCCGCCGCAUGGCGCGGCGCACGCGGCGCCCAUCGCGCCAGGCCGCCGAACGCCACCGUACCCCGACGCGCGGCUGGUGGCCUUUUCGCCCGACACGCAUGUGGCCUGCGUGCCGCAUCUGGACGUAGGCGACGCCGCCGCGUGGAUCGCAUCGACGUCGGGGCAGGCCGCCGUAAGCUCCGGCCCCUCGCUCGCGCUCGACGAGGCGGCGCUCUACGGCGAAGCCGUGCCUGGCCGCGACGCGGAGGCGCGGCAGGCGCUGAGUGAGUGGGCGUCCGGCCGCGCCGUCUCCAUCGCGCUGGAUCCCGCGACACGCGUAGGCGAUGGCGACGGCGCCGGCGUGCACUUUCUCGCGCGCGACGAGGAGCCCGAGCGGAACGUGCGCGAGGCGCUCUCGGCGCUGCACGCCUCGCAGCGCGGCAGCGGCGCAGCGCAUGCGCCGUGGUCGCUGCGGUACGGCGGCCACCAGUUCGGCGAGUGGGCCGGCCAGCUGGGCGACGGCCGUGCCGUCUCGCUCGUCGAGACGCAGCACCCCACGACGGGCGCGCGCUGGGACCUGCAGCUCAAAGGGGCGGGGCGCACGCCGUACUCGCGCUUCGCCGACGGCCUCGCGACGCUCAAGAGCUCCGUGCGCGAGUUCCUUGCGUCCGAGUUCAUGGCCGCCCUGCGGAUCCCCACGAGCCGCGCCCUGUGUGUGGUGUCGCUGCCGACGCGCGUCGAGCGCGAGCGGGCGCAGCCGGCCGCGCUGACGCUCCGGCUCGCCGCGUCGUGGCUCCGCAUCGGCAGCUUCGAGAUUCACAGCGACCGCGGCGAGUGGGAGAGCGUGCGCGUGCUCGGCGAGUACGUCGCGCGCCACCUCUUUGGGUGGGCGGACGUGGCGCAGGGCGCGAGCGACGCGCCGCGCCCGCCAUGGGCGCUGCGCCUCGUGCGCGAGGUCGGCGAGCGCAACGCGCGGACGUGGGCGCUGUGGCAGGCCUACGGGUUCAUGCACGGCGUCCUGAACACCGACAAUAUCGCGCUGCUCGGCGAGACGAUCGACUACGGCCCGUACGGGUUCAUGGACCUCUUUGACGCGGACCGCGCGUGCAACCACUCGGACUGGAUGCACCGCUACACGUACCGGCAGCAGCCGGCGAUGCUCGUGUAUGCGAUCGAGCGGCUGCUCGAUGCGCUGGCGCCGCUCGUCGGCUUCGAGGAGGUACACGCACGCGCCCCGCGCCCCGGCGAGCUCCUCGCGGCGCCCGCCGCGGACCUCGCCAUGUGGGCCGACGCCGCCGAGGCGCACCGCGCGCCGCUCGGCGCGGCAGUG
Malassezia sympodialis ATCC 42132 is the source of this 1590-nucleotide messenger RNA. NCBI's taxonomy places the organism in Eukaryota, Fungi, Basidiomycota, Malasseziomycetes, Malasseziales, Malasseziaceae. The record is from the annotation of a RefSeq genome assembly.